UCGCGCCCUCUGGCCCCGCCGUAUCCCAGGUGCCGAGCUCCUUCCGGUUACGGCUGGCCGAGGCCUCGCCCCUUCCGGCGGUGCCCGAUCAUGGCGCAGGGGCAGCGCAAGUUUCAGGCGCAGAAGCCGGCGAAGAGUAAAACUGCAGCGGCGGCCUCGGAGCGGAACCGCGGGCCGCGGAAAGGAGGUCGCGUUAUCGCCCCCAAGAAGGCGCGCAUCGUGCAGCAGCGGAAGCUCAAGAAGGACCUGGAGGUUGGGAUUCGGAAGAAGAUCGAACACGACGUGGUGAUGAAAGCGAGCUCCAGUCUGCCCAAGAGGCUGGCACUGCUGCGGGCCCCAGCCAAGAAGAAGGGGGCCUCUGCCACCUCCGGGAAACCCUCCUGAGGCCCCAGCCCCACUGCACCCCACAGGCGGCACCGUAGGCAGAGGAUCCUCUCCCCAGCUCCGGGUGACACCGACUUGAGGGGGCACCAUAGCAUGCAGGUGGACCUCCCAGGGCACCAAGAAAGGGGUGUGCUCAGCUGCCUCUGUCCCGUGCCAGGGCCCCGUCUCCACUGCUCUACCCCAGAACAAUAAUAAACCUGGCUCGGCCUACCUCCUGUCAGCCCUCCUGCCAGCGGGUGGUGCCCACCGGGCUCCACUGAAGACCUGUCCUGUCCUGCUCGUCCCAGAUGAUGGUGCUCUGCACAUGGAGCUGGGAGGGCUCUUGUGCUUACUGAGACCCUAGGUGACUCUGGUCACUUCCUCUGUCUGCCCAGCCAUUCCUCAGCCCUGCCCCCAUAAAGCAUUGCCUGUGGGCAGGCAUUAAGGUCACCGCAACUGGCAGGACGUCCAGGUUGGUCAUGGCCUUGACGUUCCAGCUGGAACCUGCAGCUGGCAGACCACAGUCUCCCUGUCCAUCCUGGGGCCCCUCCACCUGCAUUGGUACUCAGGUCUGCUGGACUAGACUGCCUGUGUCCGCAGGGCACUGGCCUGGUCACUGCCCUUUUCUCCUGUGGCUGUGGUCUGGGUGACACUGAACUGUGGUCUUUGGGGAAUGGGGCCUGUGGACACAGAUGGCUGGGCCCCCAUGGCCCAUCCUUUCCUGACCGCCUCAUGCCUCCCUCCAAGGAGUUGCCGUCACCAGUAGAUGUCCCUAAGGACUUAAGCAUAUGGAUAGUGGCUCCCAAAAAUCCACGUGUUUAGGUGGUCCCCAGGGUAUUGCUAUUGGGAGGUGCUGUGAACCUUAAAGAGUAGAGACGGGCUGGGGCUCAGUAGUCCAGCACUUGCCCAGCACCUGUGAGGCCUACAUCCAAAUAAAUAAAAUGUGUUGUGUUCAUCAA
Messenger RNA from Ictidomys tridecemlineatus (thirteen-lined ground squirrel), 1322 nucleotides. It is a transcript of the gene C2H19orf53, whose product is annotated as chromosome 2 C19orf53 homolog. Lineage: Eukaryota; Metazoa; Chordata; Mammalia; Rodentia; Sciuridae. The record is from RefSeq and is a predicted model, not a curated record.